GACUGCAGUUUCGAAUAUUCUCAGACCUAGUUCAUUACAUAUUUUAGCAUCGACAAAAUAAAUAGCUAAAAUCUGAACUAUGUCGAAGCCAACAAGCAUCAAGGACGCACUGUCCCGCUGGGAGGAGAAGAACAAACAGGAGGCCAUUAGCGCCACUGAAAUUGGACUGCAAUUCCAGUAUCCGCCGAUAGAGAAAAUGGAUCCAACUCUGAGCACUCUGGUGGCGUGCAACCGUCUCAGUCUGUCCUCGAACAUGAUCGAGAAGAUCAGCGGGAUAUCGGGCAUGAAGAAUCUGAAGGUGCUGAGCUUAGCCCGCAACAAUCUGAAGAAUAUCAGCGGCAUCGAGUCGCUGGGCGAAACCCUGGAGGAGCUUUGGGUCAGCUACAACAUUAUUGAGAAGAUCAAGCCGCUGGAGUCGAUGAAGGCGCUCCAGGUGUUCUAUAUUUCAAACAAUCUAAUCAAGGACUGGGUCGAGUUCAUGCGCAUUGCCGUCCCCCCGAAUCUCAGCGAGAUCACAUUCACUGGCAAUACGCUCAGUGAUAACAUGGAUCCGGCAGCCUUUAUAGCCGAGGCUGUCCGUCGCUUGCCCAAUCUGAAGAAACUAGACGGCGAACCAGUCAUACGCUAAAUACCAGACACAGAAACAAAUACAAAAAAACAUACAUAAAACAGAACACAGAACACAGAGCACGGUAUCCCAAAAAUUAAGCAAUGCAAUCGAAAAUAAAAGAGAGCCCAACGUCU
Drosophila obscura is the source of this 744-nucleotide messenger RNA. Its product is annotated as dynein light chain 1, axonemal. Lineage: Eukaryota; Metazoa; Arthropoda; Insecta; Diptera; Drosophilidae. The coding region runs from base 80 to 628 and encodes 182 amino acids. The record is from RefSeq and is a predicted model, not a curated record. The transcript has a single exon. Gene Ontology annotation, molecular function: protein kinase binding. Gene Ontology annotation, cellular component: cytoplasm.